Messenger RNA from Condylostylus longicornis, 444 nucleotides. Its product is annotated as peritrophin-55-like. NCBI's taxonomy places the organism in Eukaryota, Metazoa, Arthropoda, Insecta, Diptera, Dolichopodidae. The transcript has 2 exons. Gene Ontology annotation, cellular component: extracellular region. The record is from RefSeq and is a predicted model, not a curated record. Gene Ontology annotation, molecular function: chitin binding. The coding region runs from base 51 to 383 and encodes 110 amino acids.
AUAAUAUCUGAGUUCAUAAUUUUUUGGAAUUUCUCAUCAAAAUUACCGAAAUGAAAUCUAUAAUAAUUUUUGCAACUUUAAUUUCACUGGUAAUGUCUCGAUCAUUAAGUCUUGGAGAAGAACCAAAAUGUGAACAUGAAUAUGAAAUUGGAUCUCUAUGGCCAGAUUCAAAUAGUGAAGAGCAUUAUUAUGAAUGUGUGGCUAUAAAAAAAUCAAUUCGAUUAAAGUGUCCAGAGAAUAAAUUAUUUGAUUAUGUCCAACAAAAAUGUGUACAUCCAGAUGAUAGAACACCAACAACAACUCCUGUAACAACAACAAGCACAACUGAAUGUGAUACAUCACCUUGGGUAUCAUCAUCGACCACAACUGCUGGACCAAUUUAACCACAAUAUAAAAGUGUAUUAAUAAAAAUAUGUUUAAAUUAAAUUUUAAGUUUUUAAAAUG